AUGGCAUCAUCUUUCUUUUCUGAUUUUGGCCUGAUGUGGUAUCUGGAGGAGCUCAAAAAAGGCGAGUUCAAAAAAUUUAAGGAACUCCUCAGGCAAGAGCCUUUGCAACUUGGACUCACGCAGAUCCCCUGGGCUGAUGUGAAGAAGGCGACACGGGAAGACCUUGCAAACUUAUUGAUGAAGCAUUAUGAUGAACAAGGAGCCUGGAACGUGACCUUCAACAUCUUUCACAAGAUCAAUCGGAAGGAUCUCUGUGAGAAGGCCAAGAAAGAGAUUACAGGAUACACAAAGACGUAUCGAGCUCACGUAAAGGAGAAAUUCAGCAAGAUUUGGUUCAGAGAAUCUGUCACCAGGAUUUCUAAUUACUUUGAGAAGGAACUCACCCAGAAAGAACGCAGCUACUUGGAAUUUCUUUUUGUUCCCAAGAAAAUCGGGAGACGGACGGUAGUUCUCAGAGGAAUUCAAGGGAUUGGGAAGACCACGAUCCUGGUCAAGUUGAUGUUGGCCUGGGCAGAGGGCACGCUCUACCGGGAGCAGUUUUUGUAUGUUUUCUACUUUUGCUGCCGGGAAUUGAAGCAGUUGACAAUGACCAGCUUGGCUGCAUUGAUUUCUAGAGGCUGGUCUGACUCCCUCGUCCCGAUAGCGGAGAUCACAUCCCAACCAGACAGACUCUUGUUCAUCAUCGAUGGCUUUGAAGAACUGAACUACGCCUUGAACGAACCUGAGUCAGAUCUGUGCAGCGACUGGAUGGAGCAGCGGCCAGUCCAGGUGGUCUUGAGUAGCUUGCUGAGGAAGAAAAUGCUCCCCGAGUCCUCACUGCUUAUCGCGGCUGUGCCCAUGUACCCGCGGGCAAUUGAGCAGAGGCUGGAGCACCCAGAAAUCAAAACACUUGCAGGGUUCAGUGAGAGUGAAAAGAAGAUGUACUUUUGCUGCAUAUUUCAAGACACGAGGAAAGCCCUAGAAGCCUUUGGUUUCAUGAAAGAGAACGAACAACUGUUUUGCAUGUGCCAAAUUCCCAUCCUCUGCUGGGUCGUGUCUACCUGUCUGAAGCAGGAGAUGGAAAAGGGGAGAGAUCUGGCACUGACCUGCCAACGGGCCACCUCUCUUUAUACCUCUUUCAUCUUGAACUUGUUCACACCCAAAGGGGCGAAUGGUCCAGAUGAGCAAAGCCAAGGCCAGCUGAGGGGCCUGUGUUCCCUGGCUGUGGAGGGCAUGUGGACCGACACAUUCGUAUUUAGUGAAGAGGAUCUCAGGAGAAAUGGAUUAGUUGCUUCUGACAUCCCUACAUUGCUGGACAUCCAGGCUCUUCAGAAGUGCAGGGAGACUGAGAACUCGUUCACCUUCAUCCAUGUGUCCAUCCAGGAGUUCUGUGCUGCCAUGUUCUACUUCAUCAAGAGCCACACCAACCAUCCCAACCCAGUUGUUGGAUGUACCGAGGAACUGCUUUUUACCUAUUUAAAGAAAGUAAAGGUCCAUUGGAUUUAUUUGGGGUGUUUCAUGUUUGGCCUUUUAAAUGAAAAGGAGCAAAAGAAGCUGGAAGCAUUUCGGGGCUCCCACCUGUGCCGAGAGGAGAUACAGCAGAAAUUUCAGCAGCACAUACAGAGCAUAGGUGAGAGUGAACACCUUUGGGGACAGAUUGAUUUCUUGGCAUUAUUUUACUGUCUGUUCGAGAUGCAGAAUGAAGCCUUUGUACGCUGGGCAGUGAACCUCUUCCAAGACGUUAACUUUUCUGUCACCGCCAAGUCGGACUUGUUGGUUUCUGCCUACUGUUUAAAACUCUGUUCUGGCCUGAGGAAACUUUGGUUUUCCGUCCAAAAUGACUUUAAAGAGGAGAAUGCAGACACCUCCAUGUCAAGUUACCAUUUAAUCUGUUGGCAUCACGUCUGCUCUGUGCUCACUACAAAUGAAAACCUCACAGAACUUCAAGUGAGUGACAGUAGCCUCCGUCAGUCAGCCUUUGUGACUCUGUGUAGUCAGCUGAAACAUCCCAGAUGUCACCUUCAAAAGCUUCAGAUAAAAAAUGUUUCCUUCUCUGGUGGCAAUUGGCUUUUCUUCGAGGUGCUCACUCAUAGCCCAGAUUUGAAACACCUGGACCUCAGUGGCACAAGGCUCUCCCGUAACGACGUGGUGUUGCUCUGUAAUGCCUUGAACAACCCAACGUGCAACAUAGAAAAGUUACUGCUGGCAAAUUGUGGCCUCUCAGCUGAUGAUUGUGAAGGCUUCACCUGGGUCCUACACAACAGCACGAAGUUGAAGCUUCUUAAUGUGUCAUACAACUACUUGGAUAAAGGGCUGCCUCUGUUGUGUGAAGCCUUGCGUCACCCAGCCUGUGCUCUGGAAGUUUUGGAGUUAGGUUGCUGCUAUAUCAGUGAACAUUUCUGGGGAAACCUCUAUGAAGUUCUUCUGUGUAAUAAGAGCUUAAUCCAUCUAGACCUCAGUGCAAACGUCCUGAAACGUGAAGAUGUUCAACUUCUCUGUGAGGCCUUGAAACAGCCAAGCUGCCACCUCAAAUCACUAUGCAUGAUAAACUGCUUUAUCACUGCCGAGGGCUGUCGGGACCUCGCCUCAGUCCUCACUGAAAACCCAAACCUCAGACAUCUGCAAGUUGGGUGCAACGACAUAGAAGACGUUGGCGUGAAGCUGCUGUGUGAAGCUCUAACACAUCCCGACUGUCGCUUAGAGGAUCUGGGGCUGGGUGCAUGCAAGUUAACUAGUACCUGCUGCAAGGACCUCGCUUUAGCUCUCACCAGCAGUAAAACUCUGAGAAGACUCAACCUGACUGGAAACUCCUUGGACCACGGUGGGGUGCUGGUGUUGUGUGAGGCCCUGAGACACCCCGAGUGCAGGCUGCAGGUUCUCUGGCUGGAAAAAGCUGUCUUUGAUGAGGAAACUCAGAGACUUCUAAUGGCUGAGAAAGAGAGAAAUCCCUACUUGACAAUCAUAGAUAACUAA
Messenger RNA from Rhinolophus ferrumequinum (greater horseshoe bat), 2952 nucleotides. RefSeq names its product NLR family pyrin domain containing 4 (gene NLRP4). The coding region runs from base 1 to 2952 and encodes 983 amino acids. The record is from RefSeq and is a predicted model, not a curated record. Gene Ontology annotation, molecular function: protein binding. Gene Ontology annotation, cellular component: cytoplasm. Gene Ontology annotation, biological process: regulation of inflammatory response. The transcript has 9 exons. Lineage: Eukaryota; Metazoa; Chordata; Mammalia; Chiroptera; Rhinolophidae.